AAACUGACAACAUCACGCACAAAGGUCACAGAGAGAAAAGGAAAGCAUUACUAGUCAUAGGACAGCAAAGUUAGUGAGUACAGAAAGAGGGAAGAUAAAAGGGAUCACCAUGGUGGCCAUCGCAGAGUUCCAAAAGAUUGGUAUUGGUCUGAUGGGAUUUGGUUUAUUCUUCCUGCUCUUUGGUGUGCUGCUUUACUUUGACUCUGUAUUGCUGGCCUUUGGAAACAUCCUAUUUUUGGCUGGUUUAACAUUCAUCAUUGGCUUCAGGAGGACAGCCCACUUCUUCUUCCAAAGACACAAGUUUCGAGGUUCUUUUUUCUUCCUGGGAGGUGUAUCCCUGGUGCUGUUCCGCUGGCCAAUAAUUGGUAUGCUGGUGGAGAGUUACGGCUUUGUGCUUUUAUUCAGGUCCUUCUUCCCCAUGGCCUUGGGUUUUGUACUGUCAGCUGUGAAUAUCCCUUUCCUCAGUGGAUAUUUCUCCAGCAGCUCCUCCAUGGUCUGAGCAGAAGAUUGUAAUACCAGAAAACUGAUGAGUGACUGCUUGUUAAUGUUAGAUAUUAAAAUAUACAGUGUACUGGAUUGUGGGCUGUGAGGUAACGAUGAAUACUGUAAACAAGCAGUCAAAUUGUAAGCUGGUUAAAAGCUAUUUUUGGAUAGGGUAUUUUUAAACCUUUUAAUAUUGAUAUUUAAAACAUUUUUGAAUGAAAAUUAAACCAUUCACCACACACGCUUAUUCCAUGUUAGAUUAUUUCAGAUCUUCAUUUGAGUUAUUUUAUGGUUACAUUUUGGUUUCUAUGGCUGCAUCAAAUAUUCUACAUGUCCAUUUCCCCCUAAAUUACCUUGACAUUCUCUGGAAAUUGAGAUCUCUAUUAUAAAAGUUAUAAUGGGGGGGGGGGCGCACAACUAUACUGCUAGAGUUGAUGAAACAAAUCAGAUCCAGUCAAACAUGUUAAACAUUAUUAACAGACAAAGGCUCAAUAUGUUUUCCUUUUCAAAAGAUGAAUCCUUUUUCAUUUUAAAUGAUAAGACAUCUACAAUAAUCAUCCGUCAAAGGAAGGUGAGAAUGGAGACUGCCAGUUGUUGAGAAAUUGUCUUCUUUCUGCCACUAUUCCAAAUUUUAGACAGUUCUGUAGUUUUGUUCACACUGAUACAAUUGAUGUAAGCUCCAACAAUCCAUAGAGCAAGAAUAGAAUAGAGCAGUACACAAUCAUAUGUUAGAAUACUGUAUCUCUGAUUAGUAACAGUGAAAUAUGGGACAACUGAUGGAUAUAUUCUAUGCAAUUUACUUGAAGUGUACAGACUUAAAUUGUAUUAGCUGAUAUAUGCUAUUAACUGAGUUUUUAGGAUAACAUAUUUUAGAUAUGUGUCCAAUUUAGUUUGGACACAUAUGCAAUGUUGAAAAAGAAGGCUUUUCUGGUUAAAUAAAAUAAAAUAAAUAAAAAUGUAGUUUACACAUUCCUUUGUAGCAGUAUUAUUUAUGAAUGUUUGCAAAUGUUCUUCUUUUACUUUAGGGUCCAAAAUUAACAGCAACAAAGACUGGAUAGCAAAGGAAAAUAAAGCAAGUACAAACUGUAAACUUAGUGUAUUCGAAAAGGUAAAUAAGUCUGACAUCAAAAGUUAAAAGUUAAAAGUGACUUUAUUUAUGGAGCAUACACACAAGCAGUUAAGUGUUUUACACAGGUACUUAAUUUAAUAAAUACAACAUAGAUAACAUUCAUUAUAUUACAAAUGAUUAGAAAACAAUAACAGAUAAUAAUUUUCAACAAGUAUGGAGUCUCAUGUAUGAAUUUUUGUAAAGUGAGUGGAGUCACAGAAUUAAAAAAU
Messenger RNA from Scomber scombrus (Atlantic mackerel), 1821 nucleotides. It is a transcript of the gene golt1a, whose product is annotated as golgi transport 1A. The record is from RefSeq and is a predicted model, not a curated record. The transcript is spliced from 5 exons. NCBI's taxonomy places the organism in Eukaryota, Metazoa, Chordata, Actinopteri, Scombriformes, Scombridae. Gene Ontology annotation, biological process: endoplasmic reticulum to Golgi vesicle-mediated transport; retrograde transport, endosome to Golgi. Gene Ontology annotation, cellular component: membrane; endoplasmic reticulum. The coding region runs from base 110 to 499 and encodes 129 amino acids.